UGACAGUGACGUUUUAAUUUCUGAACAAAGUUGAAAUAUUUUUAAUUUUAGGUUAUUUAAUGCUGAUGAUUAUUCUAGUUGUUAUCUGAAAAUGCCUCUACCACCGGCAAGUGGAACAGGACGAUACUUUGCCAAAGCGGCGAAAUCGAUCCGAUUACUUCGACAUGGUUGUACCAAUAGACCUUUUUUUCACAUCUCUGUAACUCAAAGAAGACGGCCGAAUAGCCUACCUGUUAUUGAACAGCUAGGCUCAUAUGAUCCAAUGCCUAAUAUGGAUAAUGAAAAGUUGGUGGCUCUGAACUUAGAAAGGAUUAAGUAUUGGCUCGGUCAUGGUGCUCAUGUUACACCUCCAGUGGCAGAAUUAUUAGGUUUAGCAGGUUUCUUCCCUAUUCACCCCCGAUCCUACAUGACUGCAUGGAGAAACCGAGCGACUGAGAGAGAGAAUCUAGCAAAGGAAGCUGAAAAGGCUGCAGAGGACAAAGAUGCAUAAAUUAAAUUACUCAUAAAUAGUUUUUAUUAGGAAAUAUAAUAUUACAUUAA
Vanessa tameamea is the source of this 540-nucleotide messenger RNA. It is a transcript of the gene mRpS16, whose product is annotated as small ribosomal subunit protein bS16m. Gene Ontology annotation, cellular component: mitochondrial small ribosomal subunit; ribosome. Gene Ontology annotation, biological process: mitochondrial translation. The transcript is spliced from 3 exons. NCBI's taxonomy places the organism in Eukaryota, Metazoa, Arthropoda, Insecta, Lepidoptera, Nymphalidae. Bases 92 to 490 code for a protein of 132 amino acids. The record is from RefSeq and is a predicted model, not a curated record. Gene Ontology annotation, molecular function: structural constituent of ribosome.